Melampsora larici-populina 98AG31 is the source of this 2130-nucleotide messenger RNA. RefSeq lists its product as uncharacterized. Lineage: Eukaryota; Fungi; Basidiomycota; Pucciniomycetes; Pucciniales; Melampsoraceae. The transcript is spliced from 8 exons. The record is from RefSeq and is a predicted model, not a curated record. The coding region runs from base 1 to 2130 and encodes 709 amino acids.
AUGUCAUCCCAGGAACCUGCUGCAGGCAGCCGGGUCCUCCGGAGUCGACGACGCGAUACCACAAAGACCGUUGCUCACCAAGCUGAAAAUCAGUCCAGUACCAAAGCGGCCAAGCGCAAAACAAUCAGUGAUUCAGAAACAGAGCCGGACUUGCUGAUCAUUAUGCCGAUUCCAGUCUCUGAGAAAGAUGUUCUUGAGAGACUCGGAAUAUCAGUCGGUCCCACAACAACCCGUGAAAGAGUUCUUGAUCUCCUCGGCAAGCAUGUCACCAAGAAGAAACCACGCCUUCUGAGCCAGUUGGUCCGAUCUAGGAAGAAGUCAACGAUCAAAAAGACCACACACUUACCUUCCGAUGAUUCAGUGCGAACCACUGUCAACCCUCCAAACAAUCAGAUCAACUUCGAACAAUUCAACGACUCACAAUUGGUUGAUAUGCUAAAAGAUGUUGGAUUAGACACUAAUGGUUUUAGCAGGAUUCAGCUCUUAAAAAAUUGUAACAGCUAUCACGAAUUGAUUACGCUGCCUUUGGUGUCACAAAAACAGUUUGGUCAACCUCCAGUAUGCUCCAAGCUGGACCAUCACUCAUUCGACUUCACACCUGCAACACACAAUCUUCAUCCUAAGCAAGGGACCGAAUCAAGUACACAGACUACACAGACCUCAGCCGCUAUCACACCUGAAGCUGGCUCUUCAGUCCCAAUCCUUCCGAGCAGGGAGCACAACCGGCUUUUAUACCCUCGACCACACCCUACAAUACUCUCUUCUACUUCACCAGAACCAAAAUCAAAGAAGGAUAAAGGAAAAUCGAAAGCGAGAAAUCCCUCACCCUCAAUUUCCGACUGGAAUCCAGACAAUGACGACACAGACCAAUCCGAUACCGAUCUCGAUCUCAGUCAGGCACAUUCCCGCCGCCCCUCGCCUUGUGUCAAAGCUCGAAAAAGUGGCCCUCCUCCUCCUAAGAACCCUGAAUCAGAGGUUCCACAAGAAAGCUCUGCUAUGCCUGAGAGCAGAACACCAGAUAUCGAGAAUCUUCACUUACUUUUGCUGCGGACUAACCAAAAGGUUGAAUACCUCGAAAGUGAAUUGAAAGCAUUGACUAAAGUUGUACACAAGUUGAGUGGACUACUUGGCGAUGGUGAUUCUACUCCGAGUCCCAGCAAAAGACGUGGAGGACGUACUGCCGAUCGCAUCAGAUUUCAUGUUGACACACUGCUAGGUAUCAAAGAAGGCUCAAAGCUACCCGAUCCGACAGACGAUACAACGAAUGUACCAGAAGACCCUUCCACAUCAGGAACUCGCGACGAAACUGAUCCUUGCUUCCCUUAUGAGAACGGACCUGGUCAUAAGGAUGCAACACCUCAACAGCUUCAAAUCAUGAAGAGCAUGUUGGAAGCUGCAGGUCUAUCAAGCUUUCGUCCGGAUUUCUCAAAGUCAGCCGCAUCAAAUGGAAACAAGUGGAUCUGGAAUGUUGCUUCAAAAAUAUUCUACAAGUUAGUUGAGUGUGGGGAGUACAAUGGAGUAGCUACUGGUGGUGCAAAUGACACUCUCAUAACCAAAUGUUUGGAUACCUAUGCUCGAUCAUUAUCAAAGCGAUAUCGAUUGCAAUCAUGGGAACCAGAGCGUCUAGAAAAGUCACAAAGCAGAGUCCGACAAGCUGGUAGACUUCAAAAAUUGAAGAAAAUGAGAGACAAAGCAAUCUUCUCAAAACCCGCUCAGCUGUUCAAGCUUUCAGUGAUAAUGGAAAAUGCUUGCAGCGAUGAUGAGACCGACCGUGAAGGAACCAGUGAAGGGCCAAAUCGACAUGGUCUACCUUGCUUGGUGCGAAAUCUCGAAUGGCGUAGUGAAAAGUUGGGUCAUGUUUGCAUUCUACUAGAUGGGUACAUGGAGCAAAGAAAGGCUAGCAUACCUAAUUCAGCAGGAAAGAAGACUGGUCGCCCCUCCCGACCAAGAAUCCGUCAAACAAACGCGCCUCUCAGCUCACUCCCAGCACCAUACGGGUUACCCAUCGACUGUUACUCCUCCGAGUGGCUUCAACGCGUGAAAUCCGAAGACCCGUUAUUUUAUGGUCAGCUAGAUAUUGAUCCAGUCCCGGUCUUGGACGAGGUUGUCCUUUUUUUGGAAGGAUUAUAA